CAACCUCUGCUGCAGCCGUCUUGAUUCGUAUUGCGCAGGCUGUUCCACUUUCUGUAGCCACCAGCUGCUCGGCUUGUUACAUCCAACAUGGCAGAGAAUCUCGGAAGCUCUGGAAAAGCCAGUCGCUCAAGAUCCCGAUCAGGCUGCCUGAGCUGUCGUCGCAGAAGGCGGAAGUGCGACGGAACCCAGCCACGGUGCCAGAAUUGUCAGGCUCGUGGCGAAGAGUGCCCCUGGGGCUUGAAGGUGUCGUUUCACCCAUCAAGAGCGCACCAACUCUCCAGUGAAGAUCGCGCCGCCUUACUGGCGAUCGAGGAAGAGAGAGCGUUGGCUGGUGUUCGCUCGCAAAUUGUGAAUGACACGGACCAGGUUGUGCGCGAUUAUCGCUGCGACCAGAGUCUGUCGGUACAUGCGGCUGACGAGUCUCAAAGCACUGCGAGGAGCCUUGAUGCGGGUGCAGGUCGGCUGAACAGCACCUCGACCGCAAAUGCCCCAGACAUACACAGGAAAGCUGGAGCUGACCAGGACUCGCGGGUGGAGCUUCCUUUAUUGGACCCGGCCAUUCUGGAUGUGGACAAUUCUCGUGCUACGACCAAUGCGCUCGGUGCCAGGCCAGAUCUUGACCGUCUGGGUGGCGAGCAGUCCAUUGAAGAGUCUCCAUCUUCGUCGACCCGGAAUUUUCACUCAAAUGAAGACAACGCCUCUUCAGCGAGUACAUUCGUCCCACCCUUCUCGCUUGGCCAGGCCGUUUCGCUUAGUGCAUCACCAAUCCCCGAGCUAGAGUUCCCGGUGUCCGAUUUGGAACAAAGCCAGCUCAUUUCUGCAUUUCUGCAAGAAACGGGAACCUGGUGCGAGACCACAGACUCUGAGAGGCAUUUUACCGUCUGUGGCGUUCAUGAGAUGAUGGACAGCAAGGCAUUCGCAGCUGCGGCUAUGGCGCUUGCGUCUCGGCAACUUGACGCUGUCAAGAGCCGCCAACGUCAGGCUACGCUUAGACUAUACCAACAUGCCAUCCAGUUGCUCAUUCAUCAGGACCCUUCUCAGGCUAGUGCAACCGUCUUGGCUACAUGUACGCUUCUAUGUGUGUACGAAAUGAUGGCAUCCGAGGUCGGGGAGUGGAGACGUCAUCUCAAGGGCUGCGCAGGGCUUUUGAGGUCCAGAAAGUGGAACGGCUCCAGUCCGGAAAUCAUAAAUGCAUGUUUUUGGGCAUUUGCGCGCAUAGAUGUGUGGGCGGCCUUCAUGACUGAAGAGAAGACGCUGAUUCCCACUGAUUCAUGGGUAGACAAUAGUGCCAUACGCUCGGUUGCGGAGUGCGGCACGAUCGAUGCUUACUGCAACCUUGCUACGCUUGUGUUCGCUAAGAUCACGAACCUCAUUGCGGAGAGUAGGAAAGGAUCGGGAGGCGAAGCCGAAUUAAAAUCGAGAAUCAACGCGCUGUGGCGCGAACUACAAGAGUGGCGGGACUAUCGUCCUCGAAGGGCUCUCCCCCUUCUCAGGAUUGAGUCGCCUCAAAAGAGCCCCUUUCAGAUCAUACUUUUCACACACUCCUCAUCCAUCUGCGGUAAUUCAUUUUACCAUGCGGGGUCGAUCCUGCUGUUACAAGCAGGGCACGUAGUGCAGAGUAGACCUGACGCGGACGUAGACAAGUACGACCCGGUCUGGCACGCCAAAGAGCUCUGUGGGAUCAGUACGUCAAACCCUUCACAUGCGAAUUGGGUCAAUCAUCUACAGCCCCUCUACAUUGCCGGCAAAGCAUUCGGCUGUGGUCUCACCGUGCAACCGUGUGACGGAGCACGCUCCCCAGGGGGCGAUAUCCCGGGCGAAGAGGAGCAUCCAGCCGAGAAGAUUGCACUUCUGCGACACCUGGCUAGGAUAGAGCGUGAGACUGGUUGGAAGACUUCCGGACGAGCGGCAGACCUCAGAAACCUCUGGGGAAUUGGAUGAUACAGCCUAAUGAUCGAGUGCGACUGGAAAAUAAUAAAAGCUACACAAACAUCCUUGUGAACCAAACAACAUACAACGGAGCGUUCUUCAACCCCUCCUUUCGCCAACUGUGCUCUGUCUUUCUUAUGAGGACGUCCUCUGCGACGCGCACAUCACGCCUUGUCAUUGGAGAUGACCUGAAUCUCCUGAUUAAAGAUGGACUCGCCUGUCUGCGGUGGAGCGUUGUCCAUCUUUUCCUGAUCCUCUUCCAUAGCUUUAGCCAUUCUUGCAGCGACAUGCACAGGGUUACCGCCCUGCGAAAAGAUGUAAUCAACCUCUUCGAGGCGGAGAUUGCUCGUUUCCGGAUAGAAGAAGUAGAAAAUCGGCACAAAAAGUAGGUUGGUAGC
Messenger RNA from Boeremia exigua, 2327 nucleotides. RefSeq names its product putative Zn(II)2Cys6 transcription factor. Gene Ontology annotation, cellular component: nucleus. Gene Ontology annotation, molecular function: DNA-binding transcription factor activity, RNA polymerase II-specific; zinc ion binding; transcription cis-regulatory region binding. The coding region runs from base 88 to 1941 and encodes 617 amino acids. The record is from RefSeq and is a predicted model, not a curated record. Gene Ontology annotation, biological process: positive regulation of transcription by RNA polymerase II. The transcript has 9 exons. NCBI's taxonomy places the organism in Eukaryota, Fungi, Ascomycota, Dothideomycetes, Pleosporales, Didymellaceae.